AUGCACAGACGAUCAUCUGUGGCCACUGGCAAGCGCUCGAGAGCAAAGGAACCAAAAGACUCGGGAACUGAGAUGGAGACUCUGAAGUCAUUUAAUAUUCCUGCUUAUGGAGACUUUCUCUACACACGAGUCGAUGUUCAUUUUGGAAACUCGCCGAAGCCUUGUACACUGCUGUUUGACACAGGUGCUGGAUUUACGUGGAUAAACAAAGAACUCUAUGAGACAACCACCCCUAGUGUUGGCAGAAGGCUUAGAAUAACGGUCAAAAUAAAGUAUGAAUUUGCCACGGAAGAGGACGAUAUCAUUGGCGAGUUAUAUGAGAACUCAAUCUGGUUUGGCCAUGGCAAUCCGGUCAAUAAGAAGUUCGUAUUCGCGGUUGUUGAUGAACUGAAUCAGCCGUUAGUUUCCAAACUGAAAUGGCAGAGAAAUAUUCUCGGUAUUCUUGGGUUUCAACCAGGAGAAAAACCUUUCUUCAAACAGACAAGUAUAGAAGCGCCAUCAGCAUCCUAUAUGCUCUUAAACAAGCCUACUUUAUAUGCUCCGAUUAUGAGUAUUGACUUCAGAAUGCCUAAACAAAAAGCAUAUCAAUCUGUUAGUAUUAGCAAAAUAGCAGCGCCCGGUCAUAUUCGCAUUGGCGAAGUCGAGAGUAAUGCGUUAGAUCAUCGUCAUUGGAUUUGGCACAAUGCAACUAAGCUAUCAAGGUCAAAACUGGCAACUACAAAGAAACCAAUGAUAAUUUUGGGGCAUGUCUGGAUCACGCGCUACGACAUUGUCUUUGACUAUGGUGGAUCGAGGAUCGGUCUUGCAGAGGCUGAAGGAAAAACUGACUAUACGUGGGAUGAACUGCAUUGA
This is a messenger RNA of Fomitiporia mediterranea MF3/22, 852 nucleotides long. RefSeq lists its product as uncharacterized. NCBI's taxonomy places the organism in Eukaryota, Fungi, Basidiomycota, Agaricomycetes, Hymenochaetales, Hymenochaetaceae. The record is from RefSeq and is a predicted model, not a curated record. The transcript has 3 exons. Bases 1 to 852 code for a protein of 283 amino acids.